UCAUGUGACCAUCUACUCCGUCAGGUGACAUCUUCAUGUAAAUAACUGUUUUCGCGAUGAGCAUGAGAAUAUUGUAGACCAGAAUUUCCAUAUUAACUUUGAGCCGGUAUAAAGUUGUAGAAAUGGAAAUAAACAGGAGAAAAAUUAUCAAAAAGACGCAGAGAAAACUAUCAAAUUUAGUCGGUAAGUUGGAUAAAGAAGAGCCCGGAAUUCGAGCGUUGUUUGAAUUGAGUGCGAGCUGCGUCUUUCCAGCGGGAGCUGUGGAAACCGAGCCGGCAGAGACGGCAGACACGAUGAGGUUGUUUAGCCCUGCGAGCGAGCCUCCCGUUCCCAAGAAAGGGCGACAGACAUACCGAAUGUGGAAGGCGAUGGUAGAACUCGACUCAUCGCCAUUCGGAAAAUCUAGACUGACUGAAAAGAUGAAAAGGCUUCGCUUUCUUCCCCUCGAAAGAUACAAUGUUGGUCCCUUCAACAUCGAUGGAUUAACAUCCGGCAUCACAGAAUUUCUGUUUUUAUUUUUGAAGGCUUUCUUCCCAGGGCUGGAAAUCACUUUGGAAAGUCCAUAUGACAUCUCGCAAAUGGAUCCAAUUAGCCGCUACCAUAAGUUAACCCAUAAGAAACAGUACCUCGUCACAGAUGUAUACACCAGACUUCAUAGAGCCACAGAUUCUAACAGGAAGGACUACAUACUCGGGCUAACUUGGACUGACCUUUACCCCUCAGAGGACCUGAACUUUGCCCUGGGAGAAGCCCUCUACAGUCACCGUUGUGCAGUCUUCAGUUUUGGGCGAUUUGAACCACUUUUACACAAUGAGAAUGACAGAGAUAUUGCUCCCAAAGACAUUGAUACGUCUGCAGUCGUGUCGAAUUCCUCAGGGGAAGGCUGCUGCGAAGAGAAGUCGGGGUGCGGACGGAGCUUUGCGUCAGACGAGAAACAAACGUUAGGAUGUGCCGAGGAGAGCAAGGCAGGGAAAGCCAAGGAAAGGGAAUUACCCCAUCAUUCAAAAGACGUGUCACUGGAUCAAGAAAAGAAAGAUGGAGAAGAUGAUGUCUUACAAAUAAAUGCUGAUAUCCUUUGGAAAAUGAUGAGGGUUUCAAGCCAUGAGGUAUGUCAUUUAUUCGGCCUCUCCCACUGUGUCUUCUUCCACUGUGCCAUGAAUGAAAGCAAAUCUGUCACCGAAGCUUUGAAACAACCUCUCUACCUAUGUCCUGUAUGUCUUCGUAAGCUUCAGAAGUUCUUCAAUUUCGACAUCCCUGCCCGGUACCGACAGAUCCAGGAUGUAUGCCUGAAAGUUCAAAGGUCGUAUCCAUCAGAGAGGAUUGCGGAGACAAUUGAUUGGUUAAACAGAGUACAAGAGUUUUUGUCAACUGAUUGAAUUUCUGCAGUCUCAAUAUUACAUGUACCUAAAGUUGUAAAUCAAAAAGAUUACCGGUAAGUAUAGAAAAGUAAUAUAUUCAUUGUAAUUUGUUAUUUAUUUAUUUAUUUGUUUUAAAUUAUUUAAUCGUAAUAAUAUAAUGCACUUUAGUGUGCCAUAAUAUCUUGUAAAACUAUUCAGUCCAAUUU
Strongylocentrotus purpuratus (purple sea urchin) is the source of this 1564-nucleotide messenger RNA. RefSeq lists its product as uncharacterized. Gene Ontology annotation, molecular function: metallopeptidase activity. Gene Ontology annotation, biological process: proteolysis. Bases 123 to 1376 code for a protein of 417 amino acids. The record is from RefSeq and is a predicted model, not a curated record. Lineage: Eukaryota; Metazoa; Echinodermata; Echinoidea; Camarodonta; Strongylocentrotidae. The transcript is spliced from 2 exons.